AUCUUUAUCCUCUUCCUCUCGCUUCUUAUCUUUAUCUGUGCUAUCUUGAGCCAGAUCUUCCCCUCGUUUCUUCCUCUCUCUGCCCUCUUUUUUUCUUUUUUCCACUAGUAAUCUUCCUUGGCCAGGGUUGAUUCCUGCUCGGUCUCUUCUUGAAGCUCAUUGUCUUUCAAGAUGAAUGGCGAGAUCCCGUCCAUUGCCGUCUUCACCUCGUCGCGAGCCGUCAUCGGCGGCCGUCUGACCUCCGCCACGAUUGUCGUCUCGCGUACUACUGGCAAGGUCACUGCUGUUUUCGACUCGGUCAUCCCCGCCUCCGACUUUCCUGACGGCACUCCCUACACGGACUUCUCCCCGUACGUAUUGCUUCCUGGCCUGGUAGAUGCUCAUGUCCACCUCAAUGAACCCGGCCGCACCGAAUGGGAGGGCUUCUAUACAGGCACCCAGGCCGCUGCCUUUGGCGGUGUCACCACCGUCAUCGACAUGCCUUUGAACGCCAUUCCUCCCACGACAACUGUAGAGAACUUCAAGUUGAAGCUCAAGGCCGCCGAGGGCAAGUGUUGGGUUGAUGUCGGCUUUUACGGCGGCAUCAUCCCCGGCAACGCAGGCGAGCUCAAGGCUCUAGUCCGCGAAGGUGUUCGUGGCUUCAAAGGAUUCCUUAUCGACAGUGGGGUUGACGAAUUCCCCGCCGUCUCAUCAGAAGACGUCCGCAAGGCCAUGGCCGAACUGGCCGAUGAGCCAACCACGCUCAUGUUCCACGCCGAGAUGGUUCCCCCCAAGACACCGUCAGAACUCCCCGAAGUCAUGCCUGAGGGUGCUCCAGAGGCCUACUCGACUUUCCUGGCCUCUCGUCCCUCAGAAUACGAGCUUUGUGCAGUAGAGGAGAUCCUUUCGUUGUCCCACCUAGCUCCCAAGCUCCCCUUGCACAUCGUACAUCUAUCUGCCAUGGAGGCCAUCCCACUCCUGCGCAAGGCCCGUGCCGAGGGUGUUCCCAUUACAGCCGAAACCUGCUACCAUUACCUCUCCCUUGCAGCCGAGGAGAUUCGUGAUGGCGACACCCGGCACAAAUGCUGCCCGCCCAUCCGUUCCAAGUCCAACCAAGACGCUCUCUGGGCCGAACUUGACCGCCACGCCGAGGAUGGCGUCAUCAAGACCAUUGUCUCCGACCAUUCCCCUUGCACACCAGACCUCAAGCUUCUCCCCUCCCAUAUCCCGGGCAACUGCAGCCAUGGCUCGUCAAAGCAUGCCAACACAACACCUGUCGUUAACGAAGGCAGCUUCCUCUCCGCUUGGGGCGGCAUCUCCUCCGUCGGCCUGGGCCUGCCCAUCCUCUGGACCGAACUCUCCCGCCGCAAGGGCCUGACUUCCUCACCAGACGACACAACAACCAAACAAGCUCUCCAGGAUAUCGUCCAUCUUUGCUGCGCCAACACCGCGGCCCAGGUUGGGCUGCAUAAAUCCAAGGGCGACCUUGUCCCCGGAUACGACGCGGACUUUUGUGUCUUUGACGACACAGCGGAGUGGGAAGUUGAGCCGAGUACCAUGCUCUUCCGUAACAAAUGCUCGCCGUACCAGGGACGGACGAUGCGCGGGAUGGUCCGGGAAACGUGGCUGCGCGGUGAGAAGAUCUUCAACAGGGAUGACGGAUUCACUGUCAAGGCGCCUUCCGGGUCACUGCUCCUGGAGAAAAGGGUUUGA
Aspergillus nidulans FGSC A4 is the source of this 1692-nucleotide messenger RNA. RefSeq names its product allantoinase alX. Gene Ontology annotation, molecular function: allantoinase activity; hydrolase activity; hydrolase activity, acting on carbon-nitrogen (but not peptide) bonds. The coding region runs from base 172 to 1692 and encodes 506 amino acids. The record is from RefSeq and is a predicted model, not a curated record. The transcript is spliced from 2 exons. Lineage: Eukaryota; Fungi; Ascomycota; Eurotiomycetes; Eurotiales; Aspergillaceae.